AUGUCGACAUUUUGGUGGCCAGGCAUGGAAACUGAAGUGAAGAAUAAGUACGUCACAGCCUGCAUGCAGUGCAAGCGAGCAAAGUUACACGGAGGAAAACAAGAUUACGGCCAUCUUCCACCAACGCCAAUGACGAACGAUGAUCGUCAUUUCGACGUGGUGCAUGUGGACCUCAUCGGUCCUCUUGAAGGAGAUUACUACUGUCUCACUGCCAUCGAGCGCCAAUUCCGUUGGCUAGAAGUUAUGAUGCAGCACGGCCGCACAUCAGCUACGACGGCACUUAGCUUCGAGACCGAAGUUUACGGGUGA
Phytophthora infestans T30-4 is the source of this 309-nucleotide messenger RNA. RefSeq lists its product as uncharacterized. NCBI's taxonomy places the organism in Eukaryota, Oomycota, Peronosporomycetes, Peronosporales, Peronosporaceae. The record is from RefSeq and is a predicted model, not a curated record. The transcript has 3 exons. Bases 1 to 309 code for a protein of 102 amino acids.